This is a messenger RNA of Drosophila navojoa, 1725 nucleotides long. RefSeq names its product solute carrier family 25 protein Shawn. Lineage: Eukaryota; Metazoa; Arthropoda; Insecta; Diptera; Drosophilidae. Gene Ontology annotation, biological process: mitochondrial transmembrane transport. Gene Ontology annotation, cellular component: mitochondrion. The record is from RefSeq and is a predicted model, not a curated record.
CCAUCUCGUUGCGAUAUACGCUGCAUGGCGCUGCCACCUAGUGUGAGGUAACUUUCACUAGCCGCAACGCACACGUCUGGCAACGCUAUCACGCUGUUGGCUUUGCUUCGUUUCGAAUUUGUACACAAAAAGUUGUAUUACAAAUCGACAUCCGGCUCCACUGUCAAACAACAACAGCAACAGCCAAAACAGCAGCAGAAAGGUAACGCCGACGCCGACGCCGACGUCGAGGGCGACGCCGUCGCAAUGCCGAAGCAAGAGGACGCUGAUGUUAUUAACAAACUGCUACAGCCCGACAUAAGCGCCCAGAGUGAGCCCAGCAGCAGCCCUAGCAGCAGCCCUAGCAGCAGCCCUAGCAGCAGCCCUAGCAGCAGCAGUAGCAGCGGCAGUAGCAGCAACAGCAAGCCCAAGGCGGUUGGCGACGUUGGCGGUGGUGAGCGGGAGAAGCCCCGAUCGAAGAAGUUGCUGAAGGACCCGCGCUUCCAAAUACGGCCGCUGCAGCAGGUGGCAUCGGCCUGCACUGGUGCGAUGAUCACCGCCUGCUUUAUGACGCCCCUGGACGUGAUCAAGACCCGCAUGCAGUCGCAGCAAUCGCAGCAGUCGCGGCCGAGCAAGUGCUUCCUCUAUUGCAACGGCCUGAUGGAUCAUCUCUUCAGCUGCGGCACGACGUCCACAGCUGCGGGCGGCAACACGAUGAAGCCGCAUUUCCGGGGCACCCUGGAUGCGCUGCUCAAGAUCAGUCGCCGGGAAGGCCUGGCCGCCCUCUGGUCCGGGCUGGGGCCCACGCUGGUCUCGGCGCUGCCCUCCACCGUGGUCUACUUCGUGGCCUAUGAGCAGUUCAAGGCCAAGUACAUCGACAUCUACCAGCGGCACUUUGCGCCGCCUCAGCUGAAAGGCACGACCCCGGAGCAGAAACUGCCGCUGGUGGUGCCCAUGCUGUCGGGUGUGACGGCUCGCAUCUGCGCCGUCACCUUUGUGAGUCCCAUCGAGCUGGUGCGCACGAAGAUGCAGUCGCAGCGGCUCAGCUACGCCCAGGUGCUGCAGUUCGUGCGCAACAUCAUUGCCAUCCAGGGCGUGUCUGGCCUGUGGCGCGGCCUGCCGCCCACCAUCCUGCGGGACGUGCCGUUCUCGGGCAUCUACUGGCCGGCCUACGAGUACCUCAAGAUCUGCUUCAGCGAGUGCGACGAGGAGCCCUCGUUUGGCUUCAGCUUCGUGGCCGGCGUGCUGGCCGGCUCGGUGGCCGCCCUGGUCACGUGCCCCUUUGACGUGAUCAAGACCCAUGAGCAGAUCGAGUUCGGCGAGCGCGUCAUCUUCACGGACUCGCCCACCAAGGAGCUCAGCAAGCAGUCCACCUACAGCCGCCUGGCCGGCAUCUACCGUCUCUUUGGGCUGCGCGGCCUGUUUGCCGGGUACGUGCCCAGGCUGUGCAAGGUGGCGCCCGCCUGCGCCAUCAUGAUCUCCACCUUUGAGUACAGCAAGCAAUACUUCUUCCACUACAAUGUGCACCAGCACAACAAACAGCUGCUGAAGCACAAUCCGAACGCCAAGCUGGUCAAGGAGGAUGACAUCGAGUAAUGCAUGUCAACAGUACGAUUCCCAUUAUCUUCUCCAACUUUUUUUUUUAACGAAAAGCAACAACUUUCCAUGUACAUACAUAUAUUUUAUGUUAAAUUAUUAAAACCCGGUUCAAUUAGCCAAGAGAGAAUCAAUUUGUGACAUGCAUAC